GGGGGGGGGCCGGGCGGCCGCCAUGGGGCGGUCCGGGGUGAUCGCGCCGCUCCCGUCCCGCAGGCAUGGACGAUGGGUUCCUCAUGGAGGUGUGCGUGGACUCGGUGGAGUCCGCCGUCAACGCGGAGCGCGGAGGUGCCGGGCGGAUCGAGCUGUGCGCGGGCCUGGUGGAAGGAGGGACCACCCCGAGCAUGGGGCUGCUGCAGGUGGUGAAGCAGUGCGUGCGGGUCCCGGUGUUCGUCAUGAUCCGGCCCCGCGGCGGGGAUUUCCUGUACUCGGACCGGGAGGUGGAGGUGAUGAAAGCCGACAUCCGCCUGGCCAAGCUGCACGGCGCUGACGGGCUGGUGUUCGGGGCCCUCACCGAGGACGGGCGCAUCGACACGGAGCUCUGCACGGCGCUGCUGGCCGUGUGCCGUCCCCUGCCAGUCACAUUUCACCGCGCCUUUGACAUGGUGCAUGACCCUCUGGUGGCACUGGAGACCCUGAUUUCCCUGGGGUUUGAGCGGGUGUUGACGAGUGGCUGUGACAGCUCAGCACUGGAAGGAUUGUCCUUGAUUAAGAGGCUUGCAGAACAGGCAAAGGGCAGAAUUGUGGUGGUGCCAGGAGGUGGCAUCACGGAGCGCAACCUGCAGAGGAUUCUGGAAGGCUCCACUGCUUCUGAGUUUCACUGCUCUGCUCGCUCAGCUCGGGACUCAGGGAUGAAGUUCAGAAAUCCGAACGUUGCCAUGGGAGCGUCCUUCUCUGCCCCCGAGUACUCCAUAAAGGUGGCAGAUGUGGCCAAAGUGAGGACCCUGAACGCCAUUGCCAAGAACAUUCUGUAGUGGAUGGCACUGUGCUGGGACAAGCAGGCAGAAACUCCAGGGUCUGCCCUGGCACACGGACACAUGGGUACUGCUUCCAUCCUCAGGCUGCAGAGGAUGUGCACUAGGUGAUGAAGCCUGACACCUCUUCCCUUGGCUUCCCCUGAAGUCCCUGGCCUGGAAACUUAUGUUGGCCAUUUUAAAUAAAAGGACUUGUUCCCAGAUGUUGCAGCAACGGCUGUUUGGCAGCAUUUGGGUGGAAGGGAGGUGAGCAAGUAGGGGGACUGAAUUGUGUUA
This is a messenger RNA of Ficedula albicollis (Collared flycatcher), 1097 nucleotides long. It is a transcript of the gene CUTC, whose product is annotated as cutC copper transporter. The record is from RefSeq and is a predicted model, not a curated record. Gene Ontology annotation, molecular function: copper ion binding. NCBI's taxonomy places the organism in Eukaryota, Metazoa, Chordata, Aves, Passeriformes, Muscicapidae. The coding region runs from base 66 to 821 and encodes 251 amino acids. The transcript has 8 exons.